This is a messenger RNA of Juglans microcarpa x Juglans regia, 807 nucleotides long. RefSeq names its product elongation factor Tu 2-like. Gene Ontology annotation, molecular function: GTP binding; GTPase activity; RNA-DNA hybrid ribonuclease activity. The coding region runs from base 1 to 807 and encodes 268 amino acids. The transcript is spliced from 8 exons. The record is from RefSeq and is a predicted model, not a curated record. Gene Ontology annotation, biological process: mitochondrial translational elongation. Gene Ontology annotation, cellular component: mitochondrion. Lineage: Eukaryota; Viridiplantae; Streptophyta; Magnoliopsida; Fagales; Juglandaceae.
AUGGCAGUAUUCAGGCGGGGACAUAAAAUGUCGGCAGUCCCCAUGGUGGCUGUUGGCACCCCCAUCGUGCUACGGUACCAGCCUCCUUUACCUGCAGAACAGGUGAAGGCAUCCACAGAGUUUGAUUAUGAAGGAGAGGGCUCACCAAAUGGUCGUGGUUGGGGCCGCAGUAGCAGAGGAAGGGCAAAGGCUAGAGUGCUAGCAGAAGAAGGGAAAGCUAAGGCUGUUGUGUUCGAUGAAACUGACAAAGCUCCAGAAGAGAAAAAGAGAGGAAUUACAAUUGCACAUGUGGAGUAUGAAACAGCUAAGCGACACUAUGCACAUGUAGAUUGUCCAGGACAUGCAGAUUAUGUUAAGAACAUGAUUAUGGGUGCUGCACAAAUGGAUGGGGGUAUUCUUGUUGUAUCUGCCCCCAAUGGCCCCAUGCCGCAAACCAAGGAACAUAUUCUGCUUGCUCGCCAAGUGGGCAUCCUUCUAAUGGUGGCUUUUUUUCGAGCCUAUAUGGAAGUAAAUGAUAAUAGUGUAUGUAUAGCAGUUGUCGUUUUUGGAUCAAUAGUCGAAGAAAUAAUGGAUUGUACAGCCAUUGAUCUAUUGGAACACAUAGGCGAGAAAGCUGGUAUUGGUGUGCUUCUCAGAGAUGAUAAAGGCAAUGUGGUUGUGGUAUACAGUAAAGUGGAAAGGGAAGUUCUCUCUUCAAAGUUUAUUGAAGCGAUUGCCAUGUUGAGAGGUCCACAGCUGUGUGCUCAGUGGGAGGUGCCGAAUUUGCUGCUAGAGACAGAUUGUUUGACUCUAGUAAAUGCUUUGUAG